This is a messenger RNA of Scylla paramamosain (green mud crab), 2126 nucleotides long. Its product is annotated as valine--tRNA ligase-like. The record is from RefSeq and is a predicted model, not a curated record. Gene Ontology annotation, biological process: valyl-tRNA aminoacylation. Bases 1253 to 1963 code for a protein of 236 amino acids. Lineage: Eukaryota; Metazoa; Arthropoda; Malacostraca; Decapoda; Portunidae. The transcript is spliced from 8 exons. Gene Ontology annotation, cellular component: cytosol. Gene Ontology annotation, molecular function: valine-tRNA ligase activity; ATP binding.
UUCUUCUUCUUCUUCUGAGAGAAGAGAGAGAGAGUUAAGAGUAGUCAGCCAUCCCAUCACCCACUCACCCAGUCACCCACACAUCCCAUCACCCACUCACCCACACACCCAUCUCAUCACAGGGUAGGGCAGUUCAUAGGUACAUGGCACAGACCGUUAAGAAUCUAAUAUAAAUACUCUGAGGAGGCUCUGGCAGGGGUCUGGAGGCUGGCUAAGGAUGAGCUAACAGAUAUAUUAACUCACUGAAGAGGAGAGGGAAGAGUUAACUAAGGAUGUAGAGGCAAUAGAUGAGGGUAAGAACAGCAGCAGAUGUUGUAGUGGACAGUUUUGGACAAGAAAGUGACGAAGUGGUACCUGAACAUGAGGGACGGCUGGAAAAAAGGAAGGAGAAAGAAGGAAGCCCUGUGGAGUGUGACGCAGAAUAAUAUUAAUAGCCUCAUCUUGGGAUUAAUGUGAUGAGCUACAAGUAGAGAACAUUGAACAAAAUAGAUAACUUAUGGAAAAGAUCAAAUAAGGAGUUAGGUUUUUAGUUAAGGAAAGAUUCAAAAUGGCUGGAUACAAUGUGGUGAUGGACUAGCAGAUGCAUUAAUAAUUAGAGUCCAAAAUAUACCAGGCAAAAAGAUGAUUCAAAUUAACUGACAUACCAAGCAAUUAAUUAGUGAAAUCAGUCUUUGUUGACUCUUUCAAAGCCUUUCAGUUUGUCGACCUUAGUAUACUGUUAGGAAAAAGAGCGAUAUUAAGACAUGAGGUAUAAGCACUCCUGGUUCAAAGGCUAUUUGACUGAUAGUGUGUGUGUGUGUCUGUCCUAAAUUUGUAAUGAUGGUUUUGGUCCCUCAUCAGUCAUUGAGGGUGGUUGCCUAACUACAGAUAUAGCACAAAUAGAACGACUAACAAAACUCAAAGACGAUGACCAUUAUUAUUAUUUCUAUUAUUAUUAUUAUUAGUAGUAGUAGUAGUAUUGUAUCACGGUAUUUAAUAAUAGAGCCUCAACUUAUACUAGUCUUGCCUGAAAAUCUCUCGUUUUCUAUCAUUCUCCCAUCCUGCAGGCCUGAGCCCAGACCGAGACCCAGAGAAAUGUAAACAAACGCAGAGUCAGACUAUAUAUACGGGUGAAUUUGUUGCUUUUUAGAGCGGCAGUGGAUCUGUACAUGAGUGAGGUGGCGAGGGGCGUGGCCAGGGGGCGGCUAGCAGCGUGUGCCACCAGAGAAAUGUGUAUGAACAUAAAAAAAGGCGCCCGUCAAGAAAGACACAGAUGCAGGGUGGUGAGGCAGUGUUCAUCCCAGGGGCACACCACACAGGGUCAGCAACACAGAUGGUGGUGGAGAGGCACCUGUGGGACGCCCAGGGGAACACCAAACACGACCUUGACAGACAGAAGAGCACACCCUUGACCUCCAUGUCCACCCAGCAGGAGGAAGAUCUGGACACCUGUUACUCCUCUGGUCCCUCCCUUUGCCUCGCUGGGCUGGCCAGGUCAGGGGAGGGGAGAGACCAUGCUCGCUUCUACGCAACGACCUUGAAGACGGGUCACGGCAUCCUCUUCUGGGUGGCUCAGGUGGUCAUGCCGGGACUCGACUUGACGGGGUGGCUUUCCUUUGAGACUGUGCUGCUGCAUGGCCUCCAGGGUGAUGGUGGCGGCCACAAGACGUCCAAGUCCUGGGGCAGUGUGAUAGACCCCCUGGAUGUCAUCAGUGGGGCGUCCCUGGAGGUGUGUGACUUGCUGGUGCUGUGUGUUCUGUACUGGUGUUCAUUGGCUGUGGUGAGCAGUACCUUGACAGCAGGUACUGUGCGAGAGGGUGGAGGGGACCCUGAAUGCGGAAGAGGUACUCGCUUGUCUCGUAUGAAGUCCCCCACAGGCAUCCCAGAGUGUGGAGCUGAUGCCCUUUGGUCCACCCUGUGCUCCACCAGCUUCAGGAAACCGUCACCCCAAACAAUGAGUGGUGGAGGGUGCGUUCUGCGUUGACAGCCAGCAUGAGCGGUGACAGGAGCCAUGGGUGCCUUGCCUCCUCGCACCACCACCACAAGCACCACCACUCCUGCCAUCACCUACAAGGGGGAGACUGUGAUGUGGCUGCAGGUGGAUAGGUUCGGAGGCCUCCAGAGAGCUGCCCAGAGUGAAGCUUGUG